CUGUAUCAGGACCGCAGACAACUAUUCCUUCUUUUCGCUCUUUCCAAGAUGGUGAGAAUAUCCUUGCAGUUCAAGGCCAACUUGGAGAACAUCACCAACGUGAAGCCCGAUGGAGACGAUUUUCGAUGGUAUUUGAAGUUAAAAUGUCUCAACUGUGGUGAAGAAACAAAACAGUGGAUUUACCUUUGUUCCAUGGAAAGUGUGGCUAUCAAAGGGAGUCGUGGAUCAGCUAACUAUGUCUCAAAGUGCAAACUAUGUGGAAGAGAAAACUCACUCGAUAUUAUCAAGGACAGCAUUAAAGAAUAUAAUGCAGAUGACAGUAAUCACUUCAAAACCAUGGUUACUUUUGACUGUCGUGGUUUGGAACCCUUUGAUUUCUCACCAAGGACUGGGUUCGUAGGUGAGGGUAUAGAAACAUCGACAAAGUUCACAGACAUCGACCUGAGCGAAGCGGACUGGUCUGACUACGACGAAAGAGCACAGCAGUCUAUCGGAAUCUACGAAGUCGCUUCACAGUUCAUCAAAGCUGCUUAGACAUGACGUCAUCACAAAAAGGGCCACCGAUGAUGUCAUCACAUGAAGUUACCAAGGUUACGGCACUGACGAUAUGUGGACGACAUUUAACACAAGGAAUAUAUGAUGUUUUAUAUAGUGUUAGGAAUAAAGAAUGUUAUAAAAGUAUGUAAGAAAAUUAAGAAACCAUAUAUAUAAUAUGCCUUUGGUAUUUUAGAUAUUAGAUUUCCAAUUGAAAAAUAUCCAUUUUUACCGACAAAUUUAGUCAAUAAAUGGUUCAUAUUCUAUUA
Actinia tenebrosa (Australian red waratah sea anemone) is the source of this 803-nucleotide messenger RNA. Its product is annotated as CXXC motif containing zinc binding protein. Gene Ontology annotation, molecular function: zinc ion binding. The record is from RefSeq and is a predicted model, not a curated record. Lineage: Eukaryota; Metazoa; Cnidaria; Anthozoa; Actiniaria; Actiniidae.